AUGCCACAAUUAGAUGCAAUCUACAUCUUCUGUGAUAAAAAUUUAAGGCAUCAAGAAUGGACAGAAAACUGGACAAAAAUCAAAGGUGUCUAUACAAAUAUCAGCGAAAUCUGUCAAGGAUUACAGCUGGCAGUUAAACAAUGCAACCAAGACUUAAUAGCCGUAAGUUUUAUUACCGUAAAUGAAAUGGCUUCAACUGACAAUCUAAAUCAGUUCGAACCAGCAUUUAUGUGUACCAAGAUAUUCAAAGAAAUUCUCCUUGAUAUCGAAUAUGAUCGUAAGGCAAUCAAGGACUUAGCCAUUUUUUGUCGCAAUCUUUUUCCCGAUAAUAAAGUUGAGUUAAAAAAUAUUGAUGAAUUUGAACAUAGCUAUCGUCCACAACAAGCAAUAUGGUGGUACACACGUGAGUGUUUUACCUAUCAAAUGCUCAAUCGAGCAUUUCAAACGUUCGACGUCGAUAUAAUCAUUAACAUGGGCUUCUUUCUACGUGAUUUACAUCAACAAAUCCAACAAUUAUACGAACAAAAAGUCAGUACUUAUGGUAAAGAACCUUUUGUAGUUUAUCGAGGACAAGGUUUUAUAAAAUCAGACUUCGAAAAACUUCAGAAAACAAAAGAUGGACUAAUCUCAUUUAACAAUUUCUUGUCCACCAGUAAAGAUAGAGAAGUGUCCUUUGAUUUCGCUCGAUGUGCUUCAACAAAAUUUGAUAUGGUGGGCAUUCUCUUUAUAAUGUAUAUUGAUCCUUGUAUGAAAUCAGUACCAUUUGCUUCUAUCAAGGAGAUGAGCUAUUUUAAGGGAGCAGAUGAAAUUCUCUUUUCAAUGCACACCGUCUUUCGAGUGGGUGUAAUUAAACAAAUGAACAAUAAUAAUCAAAUUUAUCAAGUCGAGUUAGAAUUAAUAUCAGACGAAGAUCAACAACUACGAUUACUUACCAAUCGGAUACGAGAAGAAGUUAGUGAUAGUACUGGAUGGCAAAGAUUGGGCAACUUAUUGCUUAAAAUUGGUCAAUUUAAUAAAGCUAAAGAACUUUAUAACGUAUUACUCGUACAAACAUCUGAUGAGGCUGAAAAAGCGCUUUAUUAUAACCAGCUAGGAUAUGUCAAGAAAGAUCAGGGUGAUUAUGAAAAGGCUAUUCGGUAUCAUGAAAAAGCACUCGAAAUUUGUCAAAAAACUCUUCCUUCAAAUCAUCCUUAUUUUGCUACUUCAUACAAUAGCAUCGGUUUGGUGUAUGACAAAAUGGGAGAUUACUCGAGAGCACUUUCAUUUUACGAAAAAGCACUUCAAUUUCAACAGAAAACUCUUCCUUCAAAUCAUUCUGAUUUCGCUACUUCGUACAAUAACAUUGGUUUCAUGUACAAACACAUGAGUGAAUACUCAAAAGCACUUUCAUUUUAUGAGAAAGCGCUUGGAAUUCGACAAAAAACUCUUUCUUCAAACUAUUCUGAUUUCGUGCAGUCAUACAACAAUAUCGGUAAUAUGUACGACAAAAUGGGAGAAUACUCAAAAGCACUUUUAUUUUACGAAAAAGCACUCGAGAUUCGACACAAAAUUCUUCCUUCAAAUCAUCUUCAUUUGGCUAAUUCAUACAAUAAUAUCGGUAAUGUAUAUAACAACAUGGGAGAGCAUUCGAAAGCACUUUCAUUUUAUGAAAAAACAGUGGAAAUUCGACAGAAAACUCUUCCUUCGAACCAUUCUGAUUUAACUAUUUCAUACAACAAUAUCGGCAAUGUAUACAACAAGAUGGGAGAGCACUCCAAAGCACUUGUAUUUUAUGAAAAAACAGUUGAAAUUCAACAAAAAAGUCUUUCUUCAAAUCAUCCUGAUUUGGCUACUUCAUACCACAAUAUUGGUUUGGUGUAUAAUAAUAUGGCAGAGUAUUCGAAAGCACUUUCAUUUUAUGAACAAGCAGUUGAUAUUCGACACAAAGCUCUUCCUUUAAAUCAUGCUUCGUUGGUUACUUCAUACAAAAAUAUCGGUUUGGUAUAUAACAAUAUGGGAAAGUACUCGAAGGUACUUUCAUUUUACGAAAAAGCGCUUGAAAUUCAACAAAGAAAUCUUCCUUUAAAUCAUCCUGAUUUCGCGCAGUCAUACAGCAAUAUCGGUAAUGUGUACGACAAGAUAGGAGAGUAUGAGAAAGCACUAUCAUUUCAUGAAAAAGCACUUAAAAUUCGACACAAAACUCUUCCUCCAAACUAUCCUGAUUUGGCUACUUCAUACAACAACAUCGGUAGUGUAUAUGGAAAUAUGGGAGAGUACUGCAAAGCACUUUCAUCUCACGAAAAAGCACUUGAAAUUCAACAAAAAACUCUUCCUUCAAAUCUAGAUUGCGCGCAGUCAUACAGCCAUAUUGGUUGGGUUUAUAGAAAUAUGAAAGACUAUUCGAAAGCACUUUCAUAUUAUGAACGUGCUCUAGACAUCAAACAACGUGCAUUACCUCCAAAUCAUCCUAGUAUUAAAGAUGUGAAAGAGACUAUUGAAAUUAUAAAAAAGAAAUUAUAA
This is a messenger RNA of Adineta steineri, 2499 nucleotides long. The record is from the annotation of a GenBank genome assembly. NCBI's taxonomy places the organism in Eukaryota, Metazoa, Rotifera, Eurotatoria, Adinetida, Adinetidae.